Cercocebus atys (sooty mangabey) is the source of this 3063-nucleotide messenger RNA. RefSeq lists its product as uncharacterized. The transcript has 2 exons. Gene Ontology annotation, biological process: virion assembly. Lineage: Eukaryota; Metazoa; Chordata; Mammalia; Primates; Cercopithecidae. The coding region runs from base 193 to 1020 and encodes 275 amino acids. The record is from RefSeq and is a predicted model, not a curated record.
AGAGCACUCGCAGAAGCCAAAGGUUCCUUCUGCACCACCGGCCCCGUGCUACCCGAUAGCCAAGACCCCUUGUCACUAGAACCCCCAGAACCCCCGCCUUACCCACACCCCAGUCCUUGCCUCCAAGUCCCGCCGGCUGCCCCCCCCCCAACGGAACACGAAAAUCCAGAAGCAGCAGCAGCGCCGCCAGAAAUGGAAAACGAAAGCGGCCUGGGGGGACCGGCGGGACGAACGCGCAGACAUGUCCAACGUGAGACAACCUUGCGGCCCCCUGAUUCCACUGUAGCACUACCCCUUAGAGAAAUAGGACCCCCUGAUGAUACUGGGCUUCCCCGACUCCAGUAUUGGCCUUUUUCUACCAGUGAUUUGUACAAUUGGAAAUCUCAAAAUGCCAGGUUCUCGGAUAAUUCAAAAGAUUUAAUAUCUCUAUUGGACAGUGUUAUGUUUACCCACCAGCCCACUUGGGAUGAUUGUCAGCAGCUCCUCUGGAUUCUGUUUACCACGGAGGAACGGGAAAGAAUACAGGUGGAGGCCAGAAAAUUAGUUCCUGGUGAUGACGGCCAGCCAACCGCGAAUCCUGAUCUUGUUAAGGCCGCCUUCCCCCUGACCAGACCGCGAUGGGACUACAACACGGCAGAAGCUUUACAGAAGGUUCAGGAGGAAGUGUGGCCUAGGCUGCGAGAAUUGUACGAGUCCAGACCCUCACCGGUGCCUCAUCCUUAUCAGCCAGGAGACUGGGUCCUGGUCAAGCGACACCGACAAGAGAACCUAGAGCCACGGUGGAAAGGACCAUUCCAGGUGAUCCUGACCACCCCCACCUCUCUCAAGGUAGAAGGCCUCGUGCCGUGGAUCCACCACUCCCACGUCAAGCUGAUAGACCCGACUGCAGACCUCCUCGGACAGAACUCGGGGGCACCGCAAGACUUAGAAGCGCCAGAGGAUCCAGGCGCCUGGACCAUAGAUCGAUCUAAAGACAACCCCCUAAAACUGGCAUUGCAUCGGCGCCGUAGCCCACUGUAACUAUGUUAAUUCUCUUUAUGACCUUGUACUUACCCUCCUUGCUACCCCUGCUCACUGCAAAUGUUGCUGUGAACCCUUUUGUCUGGCGGUUCUGGCUCUAUGAGAACCAGACCCUUCCGGGAGAAAUUCCCCGGGCAGGAAAACUGCUGGCCAGCGCGGACUGCCCCCCCUCAGGGUGCAAUGCUGCGAUUCAACUGAACUUUACAGGGUUUCAGAUUGCUCAGCCAGCAUUGCCCACCAUAUGUUUUGAGUUUGAUCAGACCCAAUAUAAUUGCCAGAAGUAUUGGAAGUGAAUGAGUGCAGGAUGCCCCUAUAGCUAUUGCAAAACCCACUCAGUCAGGCAAUGGACGGAAGCCGGGUGGAAUUUCUACCAAAGGGCGGGCACCUACACCUGGAUAGUUAAAGACCCUUGGGACUCUCGGUGGACAACCCCCCAACAUGGAGGGGUGUACUAUUCUUCAACCAGUACCUGGCCCAGUAGCCACUUGUAUCUAUGGCGUAGCCUAGUCCAAGUUCAGUCCCUAGUCCAUGGAAACAUCCACCAACAGGAAGAAAAACUGUCACAGGAGCUACGCCCCUUUUCAAGGUUAGCCCUAAUGAGGGAGGGGUUAGCUAUUGCCAAUCUUACAGGCCUAAGUGAUCUGUCCUCUUGCUUUAUGUGUGCAGCCCUAGGGCGACCGCCAUUAACUGCCAUACCACUGUCUGGCCCGCCUAGUAAUCAAACGGUAGGCCCUCAGAACUUAUCACCUGUCUCUAAUGUCCUCUUGUAUCGUAAUCCCAGCCAAGAAACGUUUCCCUGUUGCUAUUCAACUAGCAACUCUAGCCUUUGUAACCACACCGCCAUUUUUCCUAGCGCCCCGCUACAUGCUCCACCUGGCAUAUUCUUCUGGUGCAAUGGUACCCUGUUUAAAAACUUAUCUGUGCAGCCUCAAGAUGGUGGACGGAUAUGUCUCCCCGUCACCCUGGUCCCUAGGCUAACUCUAUUGACCCCUGCCGAAUUCCUCGGCUAGACAGGCACAACCUCCGAAGAAACCCCUAGAUAUGAGCGAGCAGUAUUUCUCCCCCUCGUCGCUGGGAUUUCUCUCACUACAUCCCUCAUAGCAGCCGGGUUGGCAGGAGGGGCUUUAGGCCAUACAGUAGUAGAAAGCAGCAAGCUGUUCCAGCAGUUUUCCGUGGCAAUGGAAGCAUCAGCUGAAUCUCUUGCAUCCCUCCAGAGACAGCUCACUUCUCUAGCUCAGGUAACUCUACAAAAUAGAAGGGCCUUAGACCUACUCACUGCAGAAAAAGGAGGUACGUGCAUGUUCCUUAAAGAGGAAUGUUGUUUUUACAUAAAUGAAUCUGGGCUAGUAGAAAGCCGGGUCCAGCAGCUACACAAACUAAGUCUAGAAAUGAAGAAACAACAGUUUGCCUCAGCCGCCAAUAACUGGUGGAACUCCUCCAUGCUUUCCCUCCUGGCCCCCUUCAUCGGGCCACUCGUAACCCUCCUACUCUUAUUAACCAUAGGGCCUUGUAUUGUUAACAAAAUAUUAACAUUUGUCAGAGAAAGGUUUGACACUACUCAGCUUAUGGUCCUCCGCACUCAGUACCAACCCCUUGACCCCCACGGUACAGAAGAAAUAGAAAUGACCCCUUAGGAAUCCAAGAUUGGACUCCUCAGUUUCCUGUGAGAGGGCGAAAUGUGGGAGGAACAAUACAGUUGGCUCCCGGAACUGAAGCCGGGACAAACCGGUUAGGAAAAUCCCUGCCAGAGGUCAUAAACAUGUCAGAAGAGUAACUGAAAUAGCUCAGAUGGCGGGAGAUGGCGGGAACCAAUCAAGAACAGCCAACUCGCACUGUUCAAAUAUCAACCAAUCCCAAGCUUGCGUCGUUCAAAAAGACCCCUAUGACUCUGUACUUGUUUACUGCUGACUAUAAAAGACAGUUCCUAACCCUCCUCAGGGCUCUCGCUCGACACUCGGUCGGGGGUCCAGGUUCGAACCUGCAAUAAAGAUCCUUGCCGCUUGGCUUUGACUGCAGUCUCUGGUGGACUUCUUUGGGGAAUAA